CCGGUACGGCCUCCCGCGGGGCGGCGGGCCCCGAGCUCAGAGCGGCGGCGGCGGGGCUCGUUCGGAGCCCGCUCCGCCGGGCCAUGGCGAACAGCGGCUCCGCGCCCGGGGGCUCGGGCUCGGCUUCGGGUUCGGGUUCGGGUACGGUUCUGCCCACCCGCUUCCAGGAGACCGAGAAGCUGCUGGCGGCGACCGAAGGCCGGGAGGAGAAGGGCCUCCGAGGCUCCAAAUCCUUUACGGCCGCUUUAGCGGGCGAGGCGGAGCGCAACGGGCACGGGCUCGCCUACAAGUCGGUGUCGGUCGGGCACCUGGAAGCGGCCCCGCUCUCGCCGUCCCGGCUCAGCCUGGGUAGAGCCUCCUCCACCGCCACCAGCACGGCGGCACCGGAGCAGGGCCGCCCGCGGGACUACCUGGUGCUCGCCAUCUUCUCCUGCUUCUGCCCCGUCUGGCCCAUCAACGUCGUAGCCCUCGUCUUUUCCAUCAUGUCAAGGAACAGCGGGCAGCAAGGGGACAUGGAUGGAGCCCGGCGACUCGGCCGCAUGGCCAGGCUGCUCAGCAUCGUCUCCAUUAUCCUGGGGACCAUCAUCAUCGUGCUCUACGUUUCACUCAGCGUCAGAGUUUCCUAGAAGACAGACAUUUUAGCAUGCAAACACCUCGAAGAGGAGGAAGACAACUUUCCUUUUGGGGUUUUUACUUUCAGCCUUGCAACAAAAAAUUGUCACAGUGUAGGUGGGCAGCCCUGGACAGCCUGCUCUGGAGCGCCGUCUGAAGGAACGCAUGCUUCUACUUCACCGCCUCUUGGAAAUGAGUUUGUACAAGUGAUGGGAUAAAAAAACAUCGCAAGAAGGAAUGGGAAAGGACAUCGGACGCCGAGUGGAGAGGAGAAGGGGGAAAUCUACUACCUCAUUCCCCUCCAGCAAAACUCACGGAGUGGGGAGACAACUAAAGUACAAGAGGAGGAGAGAGUUUCAAGAGCGAAGCUUAUUUUAAAAGAAAAAUUUAAGGCGAGAACAGGACAUUUUGAAGAGUCCUAAGAAUUUUGGCACAAGUCACUGAAUUUUUGGGGGGUUGUUGGUUUUUAAAUCGUCAAAUUCUCUGUCUCUACAAAAAAAACCAAAGCUCAAACUGCCAUCAGGAGCUGAGAGCUGUUCCACGGAGGAGGAGGGAGAGCAGAGCUGCAGCAGGACCACGGCUCUGCUCCAAACAAAACGCAGCCGCAAAAGCUGGAGGAUGUGGUGGGUGCUUUUGUAUUUUUGAUGACAAAAAAAAAAAAAAAGAAAAAAAAAAGAGAGACAAUGACCAUUUGCAUGCCUUUGGGAAUGUUCUCCAUGUCUGUUCCUACAAGCUAUUUUAUCACUUAGGGCAGAUCUCAGAGCUGGCAGAGCGGGAUGUUGCUGCAGGAGAACGCCGGGCUCCUCCUCACCCCAAUCCCAUGGUGGGGUUUUUACGGAAGGAAAAAAUAAUGCUUUCUAUUCGAACGCACACAUUUCUCUCUCUGUGCACCCAAAGUGAGAUUAAUACUAGUGGAGGUGAGAAAAGAGCCUGGUUGAUCUGUAGCAGCAGUACCAAGGCACGGAAAGCCCGUUCUACCCACUUGCACAUUUAUGUCACAUCAUGUCCGUCACACAAAAGCUUCAGGAUGAUCCAGCCCCCGCCACUGUCAGUGCUCAUCUCCCCGACCCUUUUGAGCUUCAGCUUAGGGUCUUCCAGGAGAUUUUCAGAGGCACAGAGGAGUUUAAGAUCCCUGCUCCUGUCCCUGCACCCUUCACACGCUCUUCUGCAUCUCUGAAAAUCUCCAGCAUCCCCAGAGCUGACGGGCUUCAGUUCCACAAGUUCCACACCUAUUAUUUUUUAAUGUUUUAUAUUUAACAUAACGAGAAAAUAGACUUUGCUCCUCCCAAUCUGCCUAUAGGUACCCCACGCCCCACCACGUCUUCCAUACCGUGCGGCUCCUCGGCUGUUUCCCGCGGGAUCCGAUCCCACCACGCUCCCUCCAGCCCCAGCCCCUAUUCCUCCCCCUCUCCCUGUCCUUGCCGCGGGUUGUUACUGGGGUUGGUCUUCUCUCCGGCCACCCAGACUAUGCAAAGUUUCAUCGCCUGUUAUUUUAUUCAGGCUUUGUAGAUGGCUUCUGGCCAUAUCCAUUGGCUCCGUAUUAGCUGAGCCUCUCUCUUUUAUCAAAACUUUGCGGGCACAAGUACAUGGCCAAGAGCUGCACUCCCCGGCCCUUCUGUUGUCUCCAGCUGACAGCCUGGGACCUAGAAAUAUGGACUGCACGGACAAAUAAGGUGUUUCAGGGCAAUUCUGCUCCCUACCACCAAUCUCCUGAAAAAAAAAAACCAACCAAACUUAGACCAAAUCUAAUGCUUCUGAGGGCUUGUCUACAUGGAGAAUCUACUGCCCACCAUAAGAAACUUCACAACAUGGUAACUGCUUGGCACUAACUUCUUCUCUGGAGUAUGUGAGUGGGCACGCGUGCGCACGUGGGGUUAGCACAGGGGAGCGGUCCACUGUAAAUCCACGCUGUAGUUACUCUGCAGUAACUAAUGUGCAAAGCCACGAGCAUCGCUGUGAAAAUUCUCUUGUCACCUGUUCGAUUGCUCCUCUUGAAAGUGUUUUCUUUUGCUAGGUGUUAUCUGAAUCCAGGGGCUAAGAAAGCCAAAUCCCCUAGACACACUGUUAACACUUUUCUCUACAUUAAAAGGGAUUCCAGAGACUCACAGCAACAGCACAUCACUACAGCACUUUCUUAGGCUCCAUCCCCAUCCGCCCCUUUGCCAGCGCUUUAUUACAACCUAUUGGCUUCUAAAAUGGACAAAAGUUGCAACGUUUCUUUUGCACUUCAUUUUUUGUGAGCUUCAGCAAACAGGGGCCCCUGAGCACUGCUGGGUGCGAGCUCCCACCCGCAGCCGCUGCCAGGGUGCCCCUUGGCACCAGAUCUCUUCUUCCCAAGCUCUUCAGAACUCCCCCCCGGAGAUUCAAACUCUCAUCUUAUGAUUGAUGAAAUCCCAUCAAAUCCCCCAAACAUCUCCUUCUUUAACGCUUAGAACCCGAAAGCUGCUUGCUGGGAAACACACAUUAUUUUUUUCUGAGCUGCGUAAGGGCAGUGCUGCCUGUCCGUGCGUCUUCUGCCCUUUGUUCUUUGAGCUGCUGAAAUUCAGCUUAUGGUAAGAGCUGAGCAAGCUCCUCCUUGGGCAGGAAGAGGCGACAUUCAGGGAAAACUGCUGCAAUGAGUUAUAGCACUUGAGAGCGCCAAGUAUUUAUUAAGUAAGAAUUCAAAUGCUCUUUUAUCAUUAUAUAAAGCCUUUCAUCUAAAGUGCUUUACCACAUUUAAAGGAUUAAACCUUGCCACCCCCCACGAGGUGGGUUAGCAUUACGCUGCUCUAAUUGCACGGAUGGCAAAGUUGCUCAGUCAUAUGCACUGUACAACUCCAAAAAGAAACCCAUUUUUUCUUUCUUCUCCUUAGUAGAACCUUGUAUGAAUACAGAUUUCCUUUGAAUCUGAUUUUUCCAAAGAGAUCUAGGCAAACACACACUACACUUCAAAAUGGACUGGGAUACCUGCAGUCGUAGGAACGAGGGGCCUUUGCGAGGCAGCUGCAAUGGUCCUUGCCAGGAGAAGUCCCAGGCCGGUGAAGCAGAGCAGGAGAGGUACCAGAAUUCAUCUGAAUGCAGGAGAAGGCAGAAGCUUUCCCAAAAACCCCCACGGUGAUGAUUUGUUGCGUGCACCCAAAUGUAGUUUGUGCCUCCUGUCUUAGCCUGUAUCAUCAGGCUGCUGAGGCAACUCCUUCUCGUCUCACUAUUAAGUAUAAUAAAAAAAGAAAAACUAAGAUACUUAAAUUCCUUUCAUUUUAAAAUCUUCUUUCUGAUUAGAUACAAUUGCACUGCACUCUUGAAUACAGCUUUUUUUCCUUAUCCCGCAUUUAAAUCCAGGGGAAAGCCUCUACAGUUACUCCUAGCAAAAUAUUUUCUCUCCUUGUAACCUGGCUCUCCAGUGCUAGAGAAAUAAACUCCCCAGGGUUAUCUGGGAAGUCUCAUCUCCCUGCUCUCCCCCAGCUUCCCUGUACAUUUUGCAGCCUGAUAUUUUGCAAAGGUUUUACCACUAGAUCCUUGCUCUCCACAUCACGCAGAGUUUUAUCCCAGCUCAGCUGCCUAUUUGGCUCUUUUGGGUGCAUUAGUGUAUAUUCACGAAGGCAGAAGUUGCUGGGUCCCCAAGCCUUGACACACAGCUCACCUGCGAUCGUGUUAUGAGGAGGUAAAUCAUGGCAGAACUUCAUCCUGAGGCCCCCAGCAGGCUCGGUUCCUACUUUGGUCCACAUCUGAGGAACAACAGCAUCCCUCAUAAUUUUUCGCCGAUUUAGUGUUCACCUAAGCGCAAGCAUCUUUUUUUCCACAUCCAGGCACGACCGCUCCUCUCCUUACCUUCGUUUUUAGCACACAGGAGGACAAUCACAAAAACUAUGUCAGGAAAAGACUUUCCCUCUCCAUCCUCCCAAAGGAGCCCUAUUACUUAUGUCACAUCUCUCUGCCACCUGCUGCAGCCUCCUCUAAGCACAUACGUCAGAAUCGAGUUUUCUGUGUUUGCAGUUAUAACAGUCACAAAAUCCUCAGGAUUUGGCCGAUUUCUACCCCCUAGUGAAGCAGGCAAUAGGGGAGAGGCGAGAGAUCCAAGCGAUGCGGUGGCAAUCCAGGCUUACCUGACAGCGAAGUUGAGCUGGUAGGAGGAUAGCUCGCUGAAGAGAUGGAGAAGGUGGGAAACGUCUCUAAAUGUAAGUUGAAGUAGGAGUUACGAUCGACAAGUGUGAGGUCCUGGUGGGAUAUAAAUACACGGUUUGCACUGCUCGGGAAGAGUCUCUGAGCAGAGCGGAUGGCUGAUGGCACCUCUCUGCCAUCGGUGUCCCCGGGCUCCUCUCCCCAGGGUUUGGCGCAGAGCCGGGCUCUGCGGGGCGGCACGGAAGAGCCCUUGCUGGGUACAGCGAUGCUAGAUCGAAGGCUUAGGCUGAGCAAGCAAUUUGCUGCUGCCGAGCAGACAAGCUAGCUUGGGUUCGUACCAGCUUCUCGUAGGAUGCGACGACUGAUGGUCGGAAAAGGUCUAGCGCGGGUCAACUGGUCACAGCAACACGCUGGCUGGUGCCCGCCUGGGAGCCUGCAGAGGAGACCAAAGGGAUGUGAGCACAAAGGGAGGAAAGAAAAGAUUUGAUUUCAAAGCUUGCUCUCUUAAUGAUGUGUUUGUUUUUUCCGGGCGGUAUUUCACUCCCUUCCAAUUUACCCCUCUCUCCCCAUCUUUGUGAGUUUAACGUGCUUUCCCCUCAGCAUUUCUGCCCCUAGAGCAACGCACGAGUCUCGCAGGCUCUUCCCUCCCAUCCUCUGCCUUUCCUUUAAUGCGGGACAGGUCUUGGCAAUGAGAUGUCAUCGCUGGGCUUCGCUGAAAGGGGUUAUCGAGGGGUAGGGAACCCGCUCCUCCAAGGCUCUGACCCAGGCUGGCUGCGGACUCAAACAUGUACCGCUGCAGUAGCUGACCUUCCAAAUACAGAUUUCUCCAUGUAGACAAGGGGAGCAGAUCCUGCCUUUUAUAUAAAAUUAAAACUCUGUUUGCAUUCGGUCUGAGUCCAGGGAGAGGCUGUAGAAACGCACCCACUGGGCUGGUCCCAUGACUUUAUUUAUUCUCUUUUUCCUGAUACCCCCAACCUUGCCCUAUCACUUUAUUAUCACAGAACCACAGCCAAGGUUGCACAGUCAAGCUGAAAUAAUUUCAGGUUUAAGGUUGAUUUUCUUUCAGCGUACAUCCUUUAAUUUUGACAAAGACGGUUAGGUUCGGACUGAAAACUCCCAUGCUUGGGCACAAGCCAAGGGGGUGGUGGGGGAAAGCAGCCUUUUCAAAGUGGGAAUAUUUGUAAAGCAUUUGCUAACACCAGUAGGUAGCGAAAUUCAAACCUAUAAAUACCCAUCCAGGAUAAGAAACAUCAGAAAGGGAACGUGUGCAGGAUUCACCAAGGCAACCCUGAUACCACUUCGGAGCAGGUGCCCUUGUUAGAUGGUGCCCAGGACACAAUCCUUUGCGUGGAAGUGCAGGGUCUAUCCUCCCCGCUGCCGCAACCACUGUCCAUGCACCGGCUCCUCCUGUUUUGAAGCCAAACUGGAAGAGCCGUGUUUCACACGCAGCAUGAACACAUCAGGAAUUGCAGCUGGGCGCUUCUCUUUGCUGAUAAAUGUUUCUUUUUCUGCAGGAUGAUAUGAUAUAUCUUAUAUACUUUCUUUGUAUUUCUUGGCAUGAGAAAAAAUUAAAAUGUAACAUGCAUGGUCAAA
Molecule: messenger RNA, 6303 nt
Organism: Aquila chrysaetos chrysaetos
Lineage: Eukaryota; Metazoa; Chordata; Aves; Accipitriformes; Accipitridae
Gene: TRARG1
Product: trafficking regulator of GLUT4 (SLC2A4) 1
Exons: 3
Coding region: 84-626 (180 amino acids)
Cellular component (GO): membrane
Source: RefSeq, a predicted model, not a curated record